CGACGGCCCCGGCCGGGGAGGGCGGGCGGCGUGCGCGCCCGGAGCCGCCGGAGAUGGCGGGAGGGCACUGCGGCGGCUUCGCCGCGGCGGCGGCCGGCAGCGGCGAGAUCGUGCAGCUGAACGUGGGGGGGACCAGAUUUAGUACCUCAAGACAAACUCUUAUGUGGAUUCCAGAUUCUUUUUUUUCCAGUUUGCUGAGUGGAAGAAUUUCAACACUUCGAGAUGAAACUGGUGCUGUGAGUAUAAUAUUUAUUGAUCGAGAUCCAGCAGCAUUUGCACCCAUUUUAAAUUUUCUUCGGACAAAAGAACUAGACUUACGGGGAGUGAGUAUUAAUGUUCUCAGGCAUGAAGCAGAAUUUUAUGGAAUCACUCCAUUAGUAAGAAGGCUUCUCUUAUGUGAAGAAUUGGAGCGCUCAUCUUGUGGCAGUGUCCUUUUUCAUGGUUACUUGCCUCCACCAGGUAUUCCUAGUCGUAAAAUAAACAACACAACUAGGUCCUCCGCUGGUUCUAGGAAUGGACUGAAUUCCACAGAAGGUGAAGCUCGGGGAAAUGGAGCCCAGCCUGCUCUCUCUGGAACUGGAGAAGAGACUGUUCGGCUAGGAUUUCCUGUGGAUCCACGAAAGGUGCUAAUAGUCGCUGGCCAUCACAACUGGAUUGUAGCUGCCUAUGCCCAUUUUGCUGUGUGUUAUAGAAUCAAAGAAUCUUCAGGAUGGCAACAGGUGUUUACAAGCCCAUAUUUGGAUUGGACUAUUGAGCGAGUAGCUUUAAAUGCAAAAGUGGUUGGAGGUCCACAUGGAGACAAAGACAAAAUGGUCGCUGUUGCUUCAGAGAGUAGCAUCAUCUUGUGGAGUGUCCAAGACGGAGGGAGCGGAAGUGAAAUUGGAGUGUUCAGCCUUGGUGUGCCCGUCGAUGCUCUCUUCUUUAUCGGGAACCAGCUGGUCGCUACGAGUCACACGGGGAAGGUGGGAGUGUGGAACGCCGUCACCCAGCACUGGCAGGUUCAAGAUGUUGUUCCUAUCACGAGUUAUGACACUGCUGGCUCCUUCCUUCUACUGGGAUGUAACAAUGGAUCAAUAUAUUACAUAGAUAUGCAGAAGUUUCCUUUGCGAAUGAAGGACAAUGAUCUUCUUGUAACUGAGCUUUAUCACGAUCCUUCAAAUGAUGCCAUUACUGCGCUGAGUGUUUACCUCACACCCAAAACAAGUGUCUCUGGGAACUGGAUUGAGAUCGCCUACGGUACGAGUUCUGGUGCCGUGCGGGUGAUCGUGCAGCACCCGGAGACGGUGGGCUCGGGUCCGCAGCUCUUUCAGACUUUCACAGUUCACCGAAGUCCUGUCACAAAAAUCAUGCUGUCCGAGAAGCAUCUGGUGUCAGUGUGUGCAGAUAAUAAUCAUGUCCGGACGUGGACAGUAACACGAUUCAGAGGAAUGAUCUCUACUCAGCCAGGUUCUACUCCGUUAGCGUCGUUCAAGAUACUGUCCCUGGAGGAAACAGAAAGUCAUGGAAGCUAUUCCUCUGGAAACGACAUAGGGCCUUUUGGAGAGCGAGAUGAUCAACAGGUGUUUAUUCAGAAGGUUGUUCCCAUCACCAACAAACUGUUUGUAAGACUCUCAUCGACUGGGAAAAGGAUCUGUGAGAUCCAGGCUGUUGACUGCACAACAAUAUCGUCAUUCACGGUGAGAGAAUGUGAGGGGUCGAGCAGGAUGGGCUCCCGGCCCCGGCGCUACUUGUUCACGGGCCACACGAACGGCAGCAUUCAGAUGUGGGACCUGACCACUGCCAUGGAUAUGGUGAACAAAAGCGAGGAGAAGGACGUAGGUGGUCCCACUGAGGAGGAGCUGCUCAAAUUACUGGAUCAGUGCGAUCUGAGCACGUCUCGCUGCGCAACACCUAACAUCAGUCCGGCAACUUCCGUGCUUCAGCACAGCCGUCUCCGUGAAUCCAGUUCGAGCCUUCAGCUCCAGCACCAUGAAACCAUCCAUGAGGCAGCUACUUACGGUUCCAUGAGGCCUUACAGAGAGAGUCCUUUGUUAGCAAGAGCGAGGAGGACUGAGAGCUUCCACAGUUACAGGGACUGCCAGACUAUUAAUCUGAACAGAAACGUAGAAAGAGCUGUCCCUGAAAAUGGUAACUUGGGCCCAAUACAAGCUGAAGUAAAGCGGGCAACGGGGGAAUGUAAUGUAUCCGAGAGGAAGUCUCCUGGAACAGAAAUAAAAAGUUUGAGAGAAUCAGACGGUGGAUCGGAAGUGCAUAAAAUAGCGGACAGUCUAGAAUCCAAGAAAAGGUCCUCAGAAGAAGAAAAUGAAAACAGAGUGGAGUUCCGGAAGAAAGGGGGUUUUGAAGGAGGAGGAUUCCUUGGAAGAAGGAAGGUCCCCUACCUGGCAUCGUCCCCGAGUACUUCUGACGGAGGAACAGACUCACCCGGUACUGCUUCCCCGUCUCCCACGAAGACCACUCCAUCUCCUCGGCAUAAAAAAAGCGAUUCUUCAGGUCAAGAAUACAGCUUGUGAAAACUCACCAAAAUAAAUAGUUGUUUUGUUAAUUUAGAUGAAAGUUCAAAACUUUACUGGAUUUCAAUACAUUAGCUUUUACACCAAUACUUUACACAUUAAAACUGGAGUUCAUGCAGGAUCUUUUUAACAGAAUUACCUGGAGUAAGGAGAUAAAAUAAUUCUAUCUCUUUGGACCUUUUGGAAAGUUUUUUUAGUUUUACAAGUACAUUUAACAGAUCAUUUGUAAAGCAAGAGUCCGUUUCAAUGUUUAGCUACUCUCUGGAUUUUGGAAGCGACGUACCAAGUCUUAAUAAGAUGGUGCCCACUAUAGAUGAGCAUCCCUAAGGGCACGGGGACCAACAGAUUGCGUUCCUAAUCUUGAUUAUGCUUGAGAUUUGUCUUUCAUUGUUACGUGAAGUGAAUCACAUUAAAUCUCUUCGGAUAGUCUCCCAACACUUAUUGUGAUUGCCAUGUGUUUACCAGAUAUUUAAUGAGGUGCUAUGUUUGUGAAAAAAUAUCAUCUAAUUCAGAAACACUAUUGAUGUUGAACACCAAGUUACACUGUGUGGUAGGCAGUCCCUUCAGGUAUUCUUAAAUCGUGGGUCAUUUUCUGAUUCUCAUUUUUGGAGUUCUUAAAUCUUAGCAAGCAUCACCAAUAUUAAAUACCCAAAGUCCAUUUAAACUUUCUUUAAAGUUGGAGCAAUUAUCUGUGUUUGAACAGAUGAAAGAUAAAAAUAAUAAUCAAGGUUAGAGCUGUCAGUGCCCAGAAGGGAAACUGUGCUAGUUGUCGGUCUGCCUUGUUUGAUUUAGGGGCCGUGUGUUUCCCGCCCAACUAUUAAUAAUGAAAAUAAUUAAGUCAGAAUGUGGCCAUUUUAUUAAGCUUCUGAGACUGCAGUUCUCAACUUUUGGUUAAGGGUUUUGGCUGCUAUACAAAUGUUAUUUUAAAAUAUAUUUUGAAUUAUGAGAACAAAAAUUUUUUUAUCUUUUUUUCAUUUAAUUGGAAUAAUUGUCAAGUUUCUGCACAUAGGGCAAUUGUAAAUUUAAAGCAUUAAGCAUUUACUGGUGAAUAAUGUAUAUAUUCCCCUUCCAAGAAAUAUAAGUGAGUGAAAUUGAAAUAAAUUCUUUAAAGUUUACUAUAUUGCUAGUGGUUUCACAACACCUCUCUUGUAUUUAUUUAUCAGUGAAGUCUAAUAAAAAUGAUUAAGACUAUGUAUUCUUGGUUAUUUAAGGAGUAGUUCUGCUGUUUCAGGUACACCUUCAAAGUACACCUCGUUGGUUCGAGUCUCCUUCCCGUGGUCAGAAGUGGGGAGGGCAGAGGGAGACGGGAACACACACGAAGGCUGACUUACAUUCUCACUGAGAGGAAGGGUCUGGCAAAACAUCAUUGCCAUAUCGCUAAGGAUUUGUCAAUCUCUCUGGAGCCUUCUUUCUCCUUAUCACAGUCAUGUAAAAGGUGGGUGGGCAAGUAAGAAAAUGAACGAAAAAAUUGUAUUUAACCAGCCUUUUCCAAGAGUAAAAGGCCAUGGGGGAGGCAGGGGUGGAGGAGACUCUUAUAUAGUAAAAUCCCAUAAAAAGGCAACUCAACUCUACCACAGGUUGCAGUCUACUACGAGUCAGAUUUUUUUUAUUUCUCUCACUCCCAAGAGUUUGAACCUUGAUGCUCAGACAGGGGUUGGAGUCUAGCUGCCAUUUUGGCACCUGGAGCAGAUGAUCCCUGCCAGGCCUAAGCGUUUUCCUUCUACCUACCUCAUUAGGUAUUUUUGUGACCGAAAAAAACAAACAAAAAACUUGAGCUGAAUCUGUAUACUUUGCUGAAAAAUAAGAACAGAAUUAGAAUUUUCACAAUGAAGAGAGUGUCAACUAAUUCUGUACUUGAGAGUUCUCAGAAGUACUGUCAUACCUGUUGCAGAGGCAUUGCCACCUGCAUUUCAUAGGUGCGAUCACUGAGGAGAAAUAACUUAGCCAGCCACAAGGCUUGUCAGCUACUGAGCCAACUUUUGAACUCAUGUCUGCCUGUUUCGGGAGCCUGUGGUCUUGUUACCGGCUUUCUCAUCAAGGCUGAGAACAUGACAUUGACCUCAGGGUAUGCACAGGCAACUGCGGGGGGCCUCCCUCCAGACCUGCCAAGUUCGAAUCUGGUGGGUGGGACCCACGCUUUUGAAAAAAAAGCACCACCGUUGAUCCGUUGAUCCUAAUGGACAUCGAUGGUUGAGAGAUGAUCCAGAACAUCCUGUUUUCUUAAAUGGGCUUACCUUUAUCAUCAUUAUUUAUGUGUAAAUUAUAAAUAUAACUCAGAGCUGUUAGUGUGUU
Molecule: messenger RNA, 4802 nt
Organism: Zalophus californianus (California sea lion)
Lineage: Eukaryota; Metazoa; Chordata; Mammalia; Carnivora; Otariidae
Gene: KCTD3
Product: potassium channel tetramerization domain containing 3
Exons: 18
Coding region: 54-2510 (818 amino acids)
Biological process (GO): protein homooligomerization
Molecular function (GO): protein binding
Source: RefSeq, a predicted model, not a curated record